UGCUUCUCGAACACACAAUCUCAGUCUUAUGUUUAAGAUUUUCAGUCCUGAUACCGUUAACGUGACAGCAAAAUAUGGUAUGAACUGGGCUGAAAUGUGUCGUCGAAGAUGAUCAUUUGGUUCGCAGGACAUGCCUGAAAAUGACACAACAAAGCAUAAAAAUAAAACUAUGGGACGAAGGAAAAGUAAACGAAAGCCUCCACCAAAGAGGAAGGCAAUUGAGCCUUUAGAUCUUCAGUUCAACUGUCCAUUUUGUAACCAUGAGAAGUCAUGCGAAGUAAAAAUGGAUAAAGGACGCAACACAGCCAAAAUAACAUGUCGAGUCUGUCUUGAGGAUUACCAGGCAACUAUAAACUUCUUAUCAGAGCCAGUUGAUGUUUAUAAUGAUUGGAUUGAUGCCUGUGAAUGUGCAAAUUGAUUUUUGUUCUGUUUGUUGAAGUACUGUCCUUAAUACUUUGCUUGUAAGUACAUUUGUGAAUGGUGUGAAUUCUGUAGAUUUGAACUUUUGAGAGAAAUGCAUACAUUGAUUAUGUUAAUCUAGAUUUAUGGACAUUGUCCAUCAUCUGAUGUUAUAAAAUACACAACAUUUUGAGGACUGGAUCUGUCCUCAUCUCAGUCACUGGACACUGGUCCAAUGAUUGAUAUUAGCUCAUUCUAAUAGACCCCACACAGUAGGCAUCCACUUCGUUAAACCUGAAGAUGAUGACAGAUCCAGUUUUAUAGCAUCAGACAAUGGACAAGCUCCAAAAAUGUAACAAUCCAGAUUGUAUUACACCAUCGUUAGAACCUCUUGGAAUCAAUUAUGUCGUCUCUUUUGUGUGUAAUACAUUACUUUCAGUAUUUGCAGUCAGUUAUAUGUGAGUUAAUUAAUUGGACCCAGCUUGACACAUCAUGUAAGAAACCUAAAAAUUUGGAAAUAUUUCACCUUAAGUAUUAUUUUUGGAAAAGGAAAAUACAGCCAUUCUGCAUAAAAAAUGUAUAAAAUAGUUCAAUUUUAACCACUAGACAACUGAAUUCGGAAUUACACAAGUCUUGGUGCUUAUUAUAAUGUUCUCAUAUAUGUAUAUAGUUAUAUUGGUUUAGAAUGGAAAACCCUUAAAAUAUACUUCAACCAAUCUGUGGACUAAAUAAAAUUAUUGCAUUUAAUUUGUUGUAUGUUCCAUUGGCCCUUUAAAUUCAAUUUGUGCACCUUUCUUGCAUUUUUAGUGCCAUUUGUCAUGCAAAAGAAAAUUAAACAAUUCAUGUUGUCACAACACUGAAAGAAACCAAUUUUCUCAUAAUUUAAUCACCAGUCCUUUGCCAGAACAAAGCAAAAGUUAUCCUGUGCUGUGAGUUGGUUGUAUGUGUUCUAAAUGGUUUUAUACAGCAAGCCAGUGUUCCAUUUUUAAUGGAGUAACUCCUUACAAACUGUGAACAAAUUAACAUCCAUUCUGUCAUUACUUCACAAUCUGUUCAUAGUCUUCAUAAAGUUGUAAAUUAGUGCUAAUUAUUAUACACAUUCUCAAAAUACAGAAAAUGGUAAAACUGAA
Zootermopsis nevadensis is the source of this 1529-nucleotide messenger RNA. RefSeq names its product transcription elongation factor 1 homolog. Lineage: Eukaryota; Metazoa; Arthropoda; Insecta; Blattodea; Termopsidae. Gene Ontology annotation, biological process: transcription elongation by RNA polymerase II. Gene Ontology annotation, molecular function: RNA polymerase II complex binding. The record is from RefSeq and is a predicted model, not a curated record. Gene Ontology annotation, cellular component: transcription elongation factor complex.